UAAAGACAUCUAGGAGUUGUGGCAACACCUCAUAACUCGGUUAAUAAGAGAAAGGCCGCGUGAUGUCGAUGAUAAUAGCGUAAGACUGUUUGACUUGUAUUGUGAGGUGCUGCACAUUAAAAUGGACAAACCCGGUUUAAACAGAUUGAUCAUGAUUAACACCAAAAUAAAUUCCGUUAAAAAGGUAAGAGUUGUAAAUCUGUUAUACGUUGUUUUAGAGUACACGCUGUGAAAGUAAGAAACCGAUUAGCGCCGUUGUUUAAUAUCUAUCAUUAAAGUUUUCAGUGAUAUGUACGUAUCUUAUAACCGGGUCUUGUACAACAUUGAUUUACGAUCUCUCUAUAAAGUGUAUCCUAUAUCUGAAAUAUCAUUGACAUACACAGAACAAAAUUCUAAGAACACACAUGAAUUAUUCCACUAUUUAUAGAAUUACACGUCUAUUAAUUAUUGCAUUAUUUAUAGAUUUUAGCAUUAUCUGAUCUGUUUGUGGAGUAAUAAUUCAACUUUCAUGGAGAUAGUCAUGAAGUGUUUGUUCAUCACUCACCCAAUUUCGAUUUCGGAACAGAUGAUACAAAUCGAUUAUUUGUUUUUAAUAUUUAAGAAUUAGUUUACAUCACUUGAUAUUUUUUGCAAGUCAACACAAAUUGCAUGUUGUCGUUUAAAAAUAUUUCUAACGCAUGACAUUUGGCCCCCCAGAGUAUACUGCAUCAAACAGAAGUGUUUAUAAAUCGGGGACUUACGCACUGCGCAGGGUAACUGUAGUCUAAUAUAUGAAGCGGAAUCAUUUUCUCACGUGUUUACUUUACGAAGCACAGUGAUCGGACAUUUUCUAGAUGCUAGGGAAAAUAUGAUAAGGAGUUUUGCGGGAGUUUGAAUGAUCAAGAACGGAAGAUAUAUUGAUAGGGAAAGGUUCUGCAUGUUUCAUCAAACAUGACGAGAAGAUCUGUGUGAAAGUUAAAGCACGUGUGACUGUUUACAAAUGUCUUAAAGUUAUUGACAUGAGUUUCGCCUUCCCUCCAACGUAUUCUGUUGACGGGUAAUUAAUCACCAGACCCGUGAGGGAAAGUAGUAGUUCAUAUUGAAAUUAGGAUUAUCCUCCUAAUUUCUACAUUGUCUAUUAUCUACCGAUAAAGUUUUAUGAAUAUCAAUUGAUAUAGAGUUUCGACCUUCUGUUGACUUUUACUCUCAGUACCGGUGUCCACCUUUAUCACACAACGGAUUCAAUUUUGAAAUAACCAGGUAAGCACUUCAGAUUGAUUUAGCCAAUGUUUAACGAAAGACAAAUUUUGACUACAUAAUUUUAUUUUAAAAUGCAUAUUCAUCUACUUUACAUUUUCAAAGGCUUUUAUUGUGAUGGUAACGGAUUUCAGAGCUUUUGUGUAGUUUUAUCAAUUAGCUGGCGCGUUUAAUUGCUGUAAUUCCACCUGCCAACAGAACUGCAUCUCGAUGUUGGAAAGGGUUUCAUAAGUGCUUAAUGGGAGAUUUUUUUAAUUCCAUCUGUGCUCUCUCCUACUAAAUGAAGUUUUAAAAAAUCCAUGUGACCUGAAUUCAAAAUAUAAAAUUCAACUCUUGAAUAGAUGUAAAUUAAAAUAGAAUAGAAUUUAUGUAACAAUUGGGAGUCGGGGAUUAAAACCAACAAUAUGUAUUACGUACUAUGCUUAUCUAACUCCGCUUCUCAUUAAAUUUACUUAUACGUCAAGGAUGAGAAGAUGUUUUAAGAAUUUGUGUUACUUUAUAGCCUACAUUUUUCGUGUUCUUACUUCAUCUGAUGUCUCGCAUCUAAAACCCGUUCAAUUCCUUGCUUAUAUUUCUUCAAUUUUAUCAUUGGCAUCCAGUACUAUUCAAAACGUUAACUCUUUUCAUAGUGCAAAUGCUAUUUAAUCUGCACAGGUUUCCAAAACUACCUGUAGCAAAAAUGAAAGAAUUACUCUGUAUUGUGGAAAACAAGAUACAAAGUCGCUUCAGGUUAAGUGAAGAUUAGAACAUGUCCAGACACACUAUUAAACUCUGUUAAUUAUUCAGACAAUCGGACGAGACGUCACUUCCGUUGCUUCUUGUGGCAUUCUGGACAAUAUCUGUUUGAAGGUGGUGCGAUCAGCUAAGUUCCCUCAUACUCUUUGGUGAAAUGUUGUAGUAGUUCAAAAUGAUUAUUGCAUCAAUCGGAUACGCUUGCCUGAAUUCGGUCAUUUUGAUUGCGCGGUGUCAACACUUGUGUCCUUAGCGUCAUUCUAAUGACAGGGACGAAUAAAGGGGUUGUGACGUUUCUUACUAAUCGCUAAAUAUCUUCUUAUACACAAAGGAGAGAUUCGAUGGUAAGGUGUACAUCAUGUAAAUAGAAUUAAAAAUACAUUUGAGAACGUAGUUCCAUAUAAAAAUUUCGUCUUUCUCUUGACAUCAUCUAUGUUCCCCUGAAGUGCCUUCCGUGGGAAUGGCGGAAACAGCGGAAGUUUACUAACUCGCUUUCCAGAUUUCCGUUUUUCUUACUAUGUACAUGUAAUCUAUUAGAGCAGGUCUGUGUUGCUGAAUGCCAGGUGGUGAGUGGUGUUGUUGAUAUCAAAAAGCAGAAGUGUGCAGUCGUCUUGUUACAAGGAGACAUUCACAAUCAAUGAUCCAUCUGAGUUACAUUGGAGGGGGGGGGGGGGGCUUAUUUCUAGGAUUAAUUGUUGAUCAAAUGAAAAGUGAUUGUGCAGUCUGGUUGUGGUUAUGUUCCGGGUUGACGUCUCCUGAUUUCGUUGAGGCUCUGUUCCUUCUUGGAAUUGGGUGAAACCCCUGUUCUUCAUUGAUGCGUGAUUUUCCGUUGCUUUGAUGUCGAAUUAAUGCCGGGAGUCGUUUAGUUGUUGAUGUGUUUUUCUGAUUUUAACCAAACUUGCCACAAUUUAUCCUUGGGAAAAGAGGAUUCAAGUUUAUUCAUAUGAAGGGCAACGCCCGUACUCUUACAAAAGAUGGGUUUGAAUUUAUUCAAAACACCACCCACCUGACCAGGACAGGGCUACAGGGAUCCAACGCUACCUGUGUUUCCCAACUAUGACUUUUUUCAUUUAGUCCUGGAAAACUUAAAUUUUAUCUUGUAUUCAAAAUCCACAUGUCUUAGGUGGAAAUUUUGUAAAAGCAUGAAGUAGUCUGUCAAUACUGCAAAAAUUUAGGAUAUCUUGUAGACUACAGCAAGGCAAUCUGAUUAAAAAUUAUGUCUAGCAGUACACACAUUUCGAGUCUUUUCGGCUAAUGAUGUUUCUAAGAAAAUGAAUAACGUCGAUAAAAAGGAAGAAAUUAAAGGGUUUACUUUUGUUUGUAUAAUUAGUCGUAAAGUUCUUACUGUUAAGGUUUGAUGUGCAUCUGGGUCUGUACUAUUUUUGAUCAUGCAUGAAACGGAAUCAGUGGUGACCCACAUGUGACCUCAAGUGAUGUAAACACCUGCCGGUCGGUUUUACUGGUGAAGACCUAUGCAUGUUGUAAUAACGGUCACUGGGAAAUAUUUUAAUCAGUGUUUACGCUUGGGACUUCUACCUCAUGUAAUUGAUUAGAAUGUCUGACAAUGGGCUUCAUCGCUCAAAACUGUUGUAAAAUCAAUAUAUGUCGUGGGGUAUUUCGUGAGUACCCAUAAUGUAACUUUUUUUGGUAACGUGUUUCAUGAUUAAUUUUAUGAUAUACACAAAGAUGAAUAUUUGGGAGGUAAUGCUGUGCGUUAAAAUAUGCUUUUCUCAUACCUAUUUUGACUAUACAAAUUAAAUACAUGGGUCCCCAUGAAAUCUUACUGUAUUGUAAGUGUAAUAUCCAUCCCGUUUUUUAAACAUUUAAACGAAAAUGUUAUAGCUUAAUGUCUUUUUACUUCUAUUUUUACAGAAAAAGUUUUCGCGUAAAAGAAAUGAUACAUAUCAUGCAGUUUGAAUCUUUUACUUAACAUAUAACCGAUUGAUUAUCCGCCAUUGCUACUAUAUGCUGUUGGUUUCUAUGGCGCCUGCUAUGACAUUUGUGUGCUGAUAGGCGAUUUGAUGCUACAAUAUACUCUGAGUUUCUAUGGUGCCUGCUAUGAGAUUUGUACGCUUUGAUAGGCGAUUUGAUGCUACAAUAUGCUAUGAGAUUUAUUCGAUAUGAUAGACGAUGCGUAUGCUAUGAGUUGUACAUGCUAGGAUACGUAUGCUACAAUAUGCUAUGAUUUUAAGCAUGCUAUCAGACUAGUACCUGUUCGCUAUGAUACGUGAUGCGUAUGCUACAAUAUGCUAUAUGAGUUUGUGCAUGCUAUCAGACUUGUACGCUAUGAUAAGUGAUGCGUAUGCUACAAUAUGCUAUGGGUUGUGCAUGCUAUCAGACUUAUAUGUAGACAUAUAUAGUUUGUAUAUUUACAAAUGAUUUGUAUGAUUUCCCCUUUUGUAUCUUCGUUUGUGAACACAUAACUUCCACUUACAACUGUGACUUAUUUUCAGUUUCAAUGCCUUACAUUAUCUAAAAUUGUGUGGUUUUUUAUUUAGGAACCCUAAUGACUUGCUCUGUUUUCGCGCUCCACACACUGUGAAACGCAUUCCAAGAGUCGAGGGCGUGGACUGCGAAGUGUCACGUCGGUAUACUUGAUAAUCUUUUACCGGUAUAUUGCGCCGAGCAGAGACUUAAAUUUUGCAGCCCUUCACCUGCAAUGGUGACGUCUCCAUAUAUGUGAAAGAUUAUCGAAAGGGACGUAAACAAUAUACGAUCAAUCUAUAUGUAUUAAUGCGCGCAUUGUUUGCAUUCAUGAGGAAAUGGAUAUUUUAACGAAUUAUAGAAAAACAUUGGAAAUGAAAAUAUAUAGAAUCAUCAGUUACAAAAUUAAAGUGUUUGUACACAAGUUAUGAAUUUUUUCCGCAUUCAAGAUGAAUUUGAUGAAGAAUGCUUCAGACUGUCGCUGUAAACAUUCUACACCAAUAUAAAUGAACAUGUUUACUCAGAAGGGAAAAGAACAUACUAAAAUGAAUGUCCGAGUAAAACGCCAUGGUAUCUCGGAGCAAAAACAAAAAAAACCCUUCAGUUGCUAUUUGAACUGUAGUUUGUUAAUUAUCAUACGUAUGUCCUUUCUAUGUAUUUCAUCAUUCCUAAGGGUUGUUUUAUAUGUUAUUAGGAUAAUUAUAUCAUUACAUUAGCCGCUACAUAUUAAUAAUAAUAAUUAUGCAUUUUAAUUCUGACUCUAUGAAUAUUUUAUUCACAUGUAUGUGCUUAUCGAUUUAUAUUAUCUUUUCUCUCACAUUUGUAAAAUGCUUUAGAGAACUAAUGGUGAUAGGGCGCUAUAUAAAUAUUUUAAUUACAAUUACGGACCAGAGUAACAGCAGUUAUAUAUAAGAUACACUGGAACAAGCCAUCUUCAUCUAAAAUGAGAAGGAUCGGCAAUGUGGGGUAUAAAUUUAGCUUCCUCCUACUAUUUUACCCCCAAAUAUGGGUAUUUUACCCUGUUCGGGAUUUAUAACCCCAAUCUGAUUUAAUUUUCUUCUCGUUUCGGAACUAUCCUAAAGAGUCGUUCAUCAACCUCUCGACGAAAUUCACUGCAGACGACAUACAUAAGCAGUGCUGAACUGUGUGAAAUAUAAUAAUUCCGUAGGAAUAAAACCAAAUGAUUAAAUAUUUCGCUGAUCAAUUCUGUCUGUCCUUCUGUAGGUGUGUUUGUUGAUAACCAUUUUAAUUUUUCCAGAACCACUCGGCCAAUUUCAAUCAAUUGGUCGUGGUACAUGUAGCUCAGUGGUAGAGUGUUCGCAUCGUAAUCGGUUGUGCCAUGACCACGUCAAACCGAGGACCUAAAUAUAAGCAAAGAGUGCUUCUUUGCCAAACACUCGCCGCAUGUAGUCACGAUCUUUCAGAUAUGACCUUAACAAUGGAGGUCCCGUGGACCUCCACUGCUACGGUCCUGAGUUCUUAGUAUAGGUCCGAAUUUGCGGUACGACAUCUACAGCUGGUGACGUUUCAAUGUGAAGGAAAAAUUCUCGACGGGACGUAAAACAAAUCAAAUUGCCAACUGUGGAUUGUCUUGUUUAAAUGACUGCAUUUUUGUUUUUAAUUUCAAUAUUGAGAUACCCUGGAUCAUCCACUGUAAUUGGUUUUAUGUAAUAAAAAGGGAGGAAAUGUUCAAAGAUUUAUAACGUUAUCACCGGUACCCCUUGCUUGUCGUAAGAGGCGACUAAAUGGAGCGGUCCUUCGGAUGAGACCGCAAAAACCGAGGUCCAGUGUCACAGCAGGUGUGACAAGAUAAAGAUCCCUCCCUGCUCAAAGGUCGUAAGUGCCGCGUAUAGGCCUAAAUUUUGCAGCCCUUCAUCGGCAAUGAUGACGUCUCCAUAUGAGUGAAAGAUUUUCGAGAGGGACGUUAAACACAAUACAUGUAUUUAAUCAAUCAAUCAUAUAACGUUGUAUACGACAUUUCACUGCGUACAUGUACAUGUGCAUAUGCCUUUUGUCUACAUUCGUUUUUCUGAUCAGGCCAUUCGCUGUCUUGUUUAAAUCCUGAUCAGAAAACCAUACCCUUUGUCACAGUAUCUGGACUUUAUACCAUAAUUUACUGAAAAUGUCUUUUUCGAAAUGUUACUCUAUCCCUUGGGGGUUCGGGUUAGAAUAGGUCCUCAGUACCCCUUGCUUGUCGUAGGGGGUGACUAAAUGGGGUGGUCCUUCGGAUGAGAGCGCACAAAACCGAGGCCCCGUGUCACAGCAAGUGUGACACAUUAAAUAUCCCUUCCUGCUCAAAGGCAAUUUAUAAGCGCCGAGAAUAAGCCUUUAUGCAGUUCUUCACCGGCAUUGGUGACGUUUCCAUAUGAGUGAGAAAUUUUCUCGACAGGGGAUGCUUACUCCUCCUAGGCACCUGAUCCCACCUCUGGUGUAUCCAGGGGUCCGUGUUUGCCCAACUAUCUAUUUUGUAUUGCUUGUAGGAGUUAUGAGAUUGAUCACUGUUCGUUAUCUUCACCUUACGUUAUCAAUCAAUCGAAGUGUUACUCAGGAGAAGGUACAGACAUGAACCAAAACUGUCCGGGCUAACAAGGUUUCGGGAAAACAGAAUGAUCAAAACGAAGGAAUUUUGAAUCCUUCUUUCAUUUAAAUUGAUCACCAUUUAAUUGCAAAAUGGUUUGAUACAACUGUUGAAUUAAUUAGUAAAGCAUGAAGCACCGAAGUUCACACGACAAGACAUUUAAAGCGAUUUGGUGUAGGUUAAUAUUUUUACAAUUUUCACGUUUUAAAAGUAUUGUGACGUGCAAAACAUUGUCACGUGGCUUACAUACAGAAAGAACAACGUCAGAAUAGAAAUAGAAACUAGCUUAUAAUGCACGAAGCAAUUUAAUGAUCAGUUUUUGAUUUUCUAUGGUUUCAAUAUUAUAUAUUGGUACAUGGUAAUAAUAUUUUUCGGUUCGUUUACGAUAAGACUCUCCUGAUAUUUACAUUUAAUUUGUUAAUGGUACUUUAAAAGCUACCACCGUGCUACUGGGCAUGCGUGUUCUGUAUCAGUAUUUGAAAUCUUGACGUGACAUCAUUAACAUUCAUUAAGUGUGUUGUUUGUUUUUAAUUAAAUUACAAAAAAAAAAUCGUCCCCACCUUUGAUUUCUGAUACCUUAAUAAAUAUAUUUACCAUCAACGAGAAACAUAUUGCCUGCAUUGGCGUUGACGAUUCGACAUCAUUAUAUAGAACCUAUAGAUGGAAUCUACAAGUAAUGUAUCUGAUACGUAAGUUGUCUAAUGAUAAUCAUAGAUUGGAUUUCAUUAUGCAUAGGACUAUAACUUCAUUACGGAGAUUAUUGAGUUAAAUGAACUGAAUGCAUCACUGUAAAUCAUUGAUCCGUGGCUUAUGGUGAUGUUUAUUCAUCGUCUAUAAAAAAAAUCAGUACAAACUGUGACUAGUAUGAGAGUGGGCAUUUCAUUUAUCACAGAGGAGAACCAGUAACGUCAUCGUAAUUUCGUUAAUCGGUUUUCUUACGAAAGUUUCUGACCGUCUGAUAAACGGUACCUAAUCAGAUAAAGGUAUCGAACUGCCUUUGAAGUUUGAUUGUCGAACAAAUUUAAAUUUGGGCAGAAUGCAGACAUCGGUACAACAUUGAUCUAUGAGCUCUCUCCAGAACAUUGAGACAUCUAGCCGCAGAGCCUGUGUGUGCUGAUUAAUUUGUUAUUGAGAGGAAUAUCUGUUUUGCAUCAUGAUGCAGUUCGCCUACGGCUUACGGUUUUCCUUUUAAAUGUAUUUUGACUCGUCAAUACUUCGGUGCAACAUGUUGCAAGUCGGACAGCAAAUUUGAUGAGCAUAUGCCGUUUAGACGGGAUGUGUCAUUAUUUUACUAAAUCAAAAUAUUCCAAAAUGUGUAUUUCUAUAUGUCAUGAUCAAAGCAUUGAAACGCUACAUUGGUAAAAUUUCCAUUUUCUUGUUAUAACCCUCCGGUAAGAGGAGUAAUAAAUAGACGAGUGGGGGAGAGAAAUUUCAUUCAUCUUUUGCCUCUUGUUCCUCGAUCUCUGUAAUUUGUCCAAGCAAGCGUUUUAUUGCACUUCCGAAGUACUCGGUUUUUAUUUUCCUAAAUGUCGGUCGUGGUUUACGCAAUUCAAUACAAUCCAUUGCGAAUCAUUUAUUGAGAAAAAAGGUCCCUUUUAUUUCAUAUGAAAAUAGUGAAGAUAACGAACAGCGAUCACCCUCAGAAAUCCUAAAAAGAAGACAAAAUUGAGUGUGUAUUUUAUUGAAUUACCCUUCUUAUCAAUCAUUGUAUAUCUUUUUAUUCAAACUAUGAGUAAUUAUGAUUUUAUUUCAAUCAUUAUGAUCCUGUGUCCAUUAAAUAAAAAGAGGCUAUUGUUUACUAUCACAACAGGAAAACGUCAUUGUUUAGCGUGCACUAAAUUCUAUUAAUCUUGUCUUAAUCAGACAGGAAUUUCGUCUUGUUUGACUUGUUCUGACGUGAAUAGAUCAUCAUCAAUCAUGAUUACAAAAGUAAUACUCGGAGGAUGGAUACAAUUUCAUCCCGAGAACUUCAUCUCUUUGACUUUGUUUACACAAUAAACUGUAAAUCAAUGUGCUCUACUUAAAUGGGAUGUAUCAGUUAUAAUACGCUGGACAAAAUAUCGCAACGGGAAUUUCAUAUUAAAUUUGACAAGCCCUGAAUUUCAGCAGUCUCUACAACACACCGUUUAGACUCUGACGUAACUCUCGGAACGGAAUCAACAUAUCGAAAAUGUCGAUAAAUCCAUAUGUAUAAUUUCAGGCCUCAUAGAAGAUGAUGUUACCCUGAAAAACGGAGAAUAUGGAUGUCACAAGUUACCAAGUCACGCAAUCGACGGGUCUGUACUCGCGCUUUCUUAACAACGACAGUGUGACGCAAAACUUGUCUUCAACAAUGGCGGACGAUCGUACUCGAAUGGACAGUCCAUGUGAUUUCAGCAACAAAACUGGUUGUACUGAAGAAGGACUGGGAAUCAGAUUAUCUACUCCAAUAAUAAUGUUUACCACCGGAAUCUUGGGAAAUAUUCUGGCGCUUUUGGUAUUGUAUACGUCACGCAAAGAGGCCAAACGAACAGUGUUCUACACCUUACUCGCCGGUUUGGCUUGGACGGAUUUGAUUGGUCAGCUAAUGACAUCACCAAUUGCUAUUAUGGUGUAUGCCAACAAUCGGAAAUGGGUUGGAGGAAAACCCCUUUGUCGUUACCAUGCUUUUGCAAUGAUCCUUUUUGGUGGGUUAACUCCCCUUCUCGUGUGUGCUAUGUCUAUAGAACGCUUACUAGCCUUGAGAUUUACAUAUUUCCACGCAAGAGUUGUCACCAAGAAGAAAGCCUUCAUAGCUAUAGCAGGCUGUUGGAUUAUUGUGAUGUUCUUUUGUUCAUGGCCUUUCAUGGGAUUAGGUAGCUAUGAACUUCAAUAUCCAAAGUCAUGGUGUUUUUUGAACUUUCACAAAGAAAGUGUUAGUGACGUAAUAUAUGCCUCAAUAUUCGCCUCUACCAACGUUCUAAUAAUCCUGUUGAACCUCGGAUGUAACAUUGCCGUCGUUGUUACUCUAUUACAAAUGAGGAGAAAACGAAUGGCGAAUAGUUCUCCAUAUUGUCACAGACGACAUGGGACAAACCAAAGUAAAUCCAAGUCUAUCAAAAGAGAAGCCGAAACGCAAAUGGUGAUUUUUCUCUGUGCUAUCACUGCUGUCUUUACAACCUGUUGGCUGCCCAUCAAUAUAAACAUCAUUAUAAAUCAGAUAACAGGUGUUGAAAAUCCGACGGCAGAUCUUCUGGGUGUUCGAUUUGCCGGAAUAAACCAAAUCCUUGACCCUUGGUUGUACGUUCUAUUGCGGAAAGCACUGAUCAUAAAAAUCGUGAAGUACCUUCAUCAUAAGAUUUGUACACGUUCUAAGAUUGACGGUGCUGGCAGACGAACGUUACAUUCAUAUGAAAAUGUUCCAGUUGACAGGGAGCAAAUCUCACUCGGUCCUCUUGAAGAUCUUCAAAUCAGAGUUUUGUGCGUCACUACCGACAAUCGUUCAUGUGACCAUGAUCGUGAAAAUGAAAGUAGUGACGAUAGUAUGUCAAGUCUAUCCAAUCUUAUAUCCCACCAACAAGGUGAUGUACGUUACCAUUUGAAUUCUGAACAGCGAGAAACUACAACAACUAGUAGCAACAUAACAGAUCAAAGUGGUUGUGAACAACGCCUUAGUCAGUCCACGAGAAACAGUCCUGUGAAAAAGGUCAAGAUGAAACUUAAGCGUAAUCACAGCUCUCCGGUCCUUGAAACUACAAAGUGUUUAAAACUCCGCUCAAAUAACGAAACAAAUAAUGAUAGUGUUAUAACAGUCUGACGCGGGGGUACAUCAUUGAAAUAUACAGUUUUAAAACCAUUUCUUAUGUCAGUGUUCAUUGUGACAUAAUUACAAUGACACUGCCAUGCCCAUUCGUAAGUGCCAAGGUCAAGUAAAGAAACAUCUUUUUUGUAACCGAUGUAUAAUUAAACAUAAGACAUGUUCCAUUUUAUUUCAGAUGUCCAAUUAAUUUGUUUAUCACAUAAAUGUAUAUUUUUAUUAGUUUAUUUCUAUACAGUUUACACUUGAAAUGAAUAUGAUUUUGUCUGUUAUUUUCACUUUUGUUUUUAAUAAAAUUCAGCAAAUAUUUAAAAGAAA
This is a messenger RNA of Ostrea edulis (European flat oyster), 11063 nucleotides long. RefSeq names its product prostaglandin E2 receptor EP4 subtype-like. The record is from RefSeq and is a predicted model, not a curated record. Gene Ontology annotation, biological process: inflammatory response; positive regulation of cytosolic calcium ion concentration; adenylate cyclase-activating G protein-coupled receptor signaling pathway. Gene Ontology annotation, molecular function: thromboxane receptor activity. The coding region runs from base 9210 to 10745 and encodes 511 amino acids. The transcript is spliced from 2 exons. Lineage: Eukaryota; Metazoa; Mollusca; Bivalvia; Ostreida; Ostreidae. Gene Ontology annotation, cellular component: plasma membrane.